This is a messenger RNA of Anopheles aquasalis, 1855 nucleotides long. Its product is annotated as probable maltase. The record is from RefSeq and is a predicted model, not a curated record. Gene Ontology annotation, biological process: carbohydrate metabolic process. NCBI's taxonomy places the organism in Eukaryota, Metazoa, Arthropoda, Insecta, Diptera, Culicidae.
CUCGCGCCCUUCUUCGGUGCUACAAAGUCUUGAAGGGACAAAAUGUGGCAAGUGCUUGUUCGAAUCAGUGUGAUUUCCCUCUUCGUGGCCGUUUGCCUGGCGGACGAAUUUUGGUGGAAGCAUGCAAAUUUCUAUCAAAUUUACCCAAGAUCGUUCAAAGAUAGUGAUGGUGAUGGAGUGGGAGAUUUGCGCGGUGUGAUGGAAAAAGUGCCCUAUUUGCGCCACGAGCUCGGCGUUGAUGCGAUUUGGCUGUCUCCCAUUUUCAAAUCGCCAAUGGCCGACUUUGGCUACGAUAUUAGUGACUUCCGCGAUAUUCAUCACGAAUUUGGGACGAUAGAAGAUCUGGAAAACCUGGCGGCAGCGUGCAAGCAGGAAGGUUUGAAGCUCAUCCUGGACUUUGUUCCGAAUCACAGCAGUGACGAGUGUGACUGGUUCACGAAAUCGGUGACCAAGGAUCCUACCUACAGUGAUUACUACGUGUGGCAUCCUGGCAAGCAGUUGGCCAACGGUACACGUGUGCCUCCGUCGAAUUGGAUCAGUGUUUUCCGUGGUUCUGCUUGGGAAUGGAACGAUGUACGCCAAGAGUACUAUUUGCACCAGUUUCUGGUGAAACAACCCGAUCUCAACUACCGCCAUCCAGCGCUGGUCGAAGAGAUGAAGGAUGUGCUCAAAUUUUGGCUCGACAAAGGUGUUCACGGCUUCAGGGUGGAUGCUGUGCCUUAUCUGUUCGAAUCCGAGCCUGUCGGCGGUGUCUAUCCCGACGAGGAGCGUAGUAUGGCCACCGAUGAUCCAGAAAAUCCCAACUAUUUAAUUCAUACGCAUACACAAAAUCUCGAUCCCACCUUUGAUAUGAUGUACCAGUGGCGAAAGGUCGUCGACGAAUAUAAAGCAGAACACAAGACGGAAGAUAUCGUUUUGAUGGCCGAGGCAUACACACCGCUGGCGAACAUCAUCCGCCUUUUCGGCGAUGCUAAUUCCGAGGGGGCCCAUGUGCCAUUCAAUUUCGAGGUUCUGAGCAAUACUUUUAAGGACACGACUGGAAAACAGUUCCAUGAUGUUAUAAAGCGUUGGUUAGACAUUGUUCCCGCUAACCGCGUUUCUAAUUGGGUGCUGGGCAACCACGAUAACAAGCGGGUAUCAUCUCGGCUGGGAGUGGCUCGGGCGGAUUUGUACCAGAUAGCGCUGAACGUGCUGCCCGGUAUCGCCGUUACUUACAACGGCGACGAGCUGGCGAUGGAAGAUGUGUACAUCUCGUGGAAGGAUACGAUCGAUCCUGCGGCAUGUAAUUCCAACCCAAAGGACUACAUGUUGUACUCCCGCGAUCCCGUGCGCACCCCUUUCCAGUGGGAUGAUUCGAUCAGCGCUGGAUUUUCCACCAACCGCAGCACGUGGUUACCGGUUGCGUCCAACUACAAGACGCUCAACUACAAGGCCCAGAUGGCGGCCCCACGGUCCCAUGUGAAAAUAUUUAAAUCCCUUGUGCGCCUUCGCAAGCAGCGAACAUUGCGCGAGGGAACGAUGGAUAUGCAGUUGAUUGGCGAUAACAUUAUCGUCAUUAAGCGCCACCUUGACGACGUGAGCACGGUGAUAGCCAUUCUGAAUUUCAACAAGACCGCGCAAACCAUCAAGCUGUCCUCGGUCUACCAAGGAUUGCCUGCGUUGUUCGAAGUGAUUACUUCUUCGCUGCAAACGGACUACAUUGAUGGGUCUAUCGUGGCAAGGGAUGAAGUCGUACUACCCGCUGACGCUGCCAUCGUUUUGGAAGGAAACACAGCCAACGGCACAUAGGAAGUAGAUUGAAUAAAUAUCGAAUAAAAAUCGAAUAUCGUCCCGAAAGUAAUUCGGCGUUAACAAA